Messenger RNA from Neoarthrinium moseri, 873 nucleotides. RefSeq lists its product as uncharacterized. The transcript has 2 exons. The coding region runs from base 1 to 873 and encodes 290 amino acids. The record is from RefSeq and is a predicted model, not a curated record. NCBI's taxonomy places the organism in Eukaryota, Fungi, Ascomycota, Sordariomycetes, Amphisphaeriales, Apiosporaceae.
AUGGCGAUUUCAAUGAGGCUGCUAGCAGCGAUGAUAGGACUGAAAAUACCCAUUGCCCACGGCCAUACAUUCAUGCAGAAUCCGGUGCCCUUUCCGAGCCAAUAUUUAGACAACGGACCAGUGGCAAAAGACGGGUCAAAUUGGCCGUGCUCAGGCGACACAGAAUACGAUCGUGCUGGGAUUGCGAACGUCUGGAAACGAGGUUCUCAACAGUAUCUGCAAGCAAUGGGAGGCGCAACCCAUGGGGGAGGGUCUUGUCAGAUCUCGAUCACGCUCGACCCCAAGCCUAAUCGUCAAAGCCAGUGGAGGGUCAUCCAUUCGAUCGAAGGCGGCUGCCCCAUCAGAAACUUGACUGAGGUAAACUAUGGCGAGUCACCGACAGUAUUGCUUCCCAGCAUAUAUAACUUCACGGUACCGAACUGGGUCCCUAUCGGCCCUGUGAUCAUGGCCUGGACAUGGUACGGGAGGUGGAGUGUACCCGAAAUGUUCAUGAAUUGCGCCCCGAUCAUGGUGCUGGGAGGACCUCAGGAACCCGAUGUUCCAGAGUCAGUCCGGCUCGAGAAAUUCCACGCAGCACCGUUAGUAUUUGAAGCAAACAACGGAAACGGAUGCUGGACCAUGAACCAGGGCAACUGCGUCAAGUUUCCCAAUCCUGGGAACUCGGUUGAGGUCAACGAGGAAUGCCCGCUGGAUGAACUACACCAGGUGACUGGCACUUGCGGGCCGGAGCAUGUCUUGGCGAAACAGGGGUGGUCAGGGGUGCACCUAAUGUUGUAUCAGGCAAUGGCCGCCAUUGCGCUUGUGGUGGGGGCUUAUCUAGGCUGCCUACGGGUCCAAAGGCAUCGCAGCUUGUCACACCGAUCGCCAGCGUGA